CGCCGGAGCUUGGGGGGGGCCCCGCCGGGCCCCGCGUUUCCCGGCCCCCCGGGCGGGCUGGCGGGGCAGCGCCGCGGGAGAGCCCCACAGCCUCCCGCCUGCCCGGUUUGGGGGAAAUCCCCCCUUUUGGGGCCAGCUGGGGUCACGGCGCUGCCGUUUUGUGGCUUCGGGAAGGAAAUGCUGCCUGGGCCCCUCUUGGAGAGGCGCUUCCAGGCCCCCCCCGUCCAUCCAUCCGUCCGUGCGUGCGUGCGAGCAUCUUCCCUGGGCGAGACCGAGCUGCACUUGACCUGGACCAGAAAUAACAUGGGCGUUUCCCUGCUCCUCGGGCGCUGCGGACCCUCAGCACCUCCUUCGAGCCGCUAUUAACGCAAAGCAGCGGAUGGUUUAAUAGGGGGUUAAUAGCGGGGUUGGGGGGGGGUCAGUCCCCAGGCCGUGGCCCUGCCUUGGCUUUGCUCGACCCCCCCGGGAGCGCAGGCGGCUCCGUGGCGCCGACCCAAGACUCCCAUUAGGCAGCUUCGCUCAGCGCCUGCCCGGCCUCGCAAGUGUGUCCGCGGGCAAACCGCAGCGGCCGGGGGCGGCGGGGCGUGGGGGGGCUGGCGCCUGGCCCGCGCCCUAUAAAGCGCAGUGGCGGCGGCGCGGCCCUGCCUGCAGCGUGAGCGGAGCUCAGCCCCAGAUCUGCCAGUCUGUGCGGCGCUGCGUGGGAGCGGCCGUGCCCGAGCGAGGCCCGAGCGUGCCAGGCUGCCGCGGGGGUCCCCCGCCUUCGCCGAGGUCUCCCGAGCGCGCCCGGCCCAGGUGGGCUCUGCGUUACGGGUUUUGCCCCAGUUCUCCCCCUCUGCCCCACACCCCUUCGGGGCUGGGAUUUCACCCUGGUGCAUGGAGCCUGGUGCAGGUGGAGGUGGCACGUCCCAGAGGCUCCCGGAUUUGGGCAUGGAUGCUUGGCUUGGCUGGCACACGAUGCCUGCCCCACGCUCUCGUGGCACUCCAGGGGCAGCUGAGACCUUUCCUAGCUGAGCAGGUUAUGACACUUGUGGGGUGUCAACACGGGGCUGGGAGCAGCCGGCCGAGGGGGACUGGUGCUUUGCCCCAUGCCUUGCUUGGCGCCCGUUUGCUGGGGCCAAGGGCGCCGCGGGGGUCUGUGCCCCGCCGCCCGCCAGUGCCCUGCCGCUCCGGGGGGGCUCGCUGUGCCCCGGGGCCCCCGGUGCCGCUGGCGAGGAUGUCCCCAGGGCCGCGGCGCCGGGAGUGUGUCUCUUUAACGAGGCUGGGCUUGGAGCAGCUCCGGCUUCUGGCACAGGGUAGCGAGGGAUGAGGGAUGGAGCGGCGGCGCUGAAGGAGCCGGCGCCAGGCAGCAGCCUGCAGCAGGGAGAGGCAGCAGCGCUCGCCCCCGGGUGCCGCAGAGCCCGAGCCGGGGCGCAGCAAAGCCCCCGGCCGGGGAGGAGGGCUCCCCGCCGCUGCCGAGCCUCUGCCGUCCUCCGCCUCCGGGUAAGGGCCACCGCCGCGGGGAGGGAGACCGGGCCCGGUGGGCGGCCGCACCGCCUCGGGUCGCCCAGCCGCUGGCGGGCAGCGCUGCAUCGUGGCUGGACGCGCGGGGAGGCAGCGGGGCCACGGAGGUGCCCGAACUGCCGCCCGGGUGAGCGAGCGGCUGCGCCGCAGCCACAUGCAGCGAUGGCCAGAGCGAGCCCCGGGCACGGGCACCGGGCUGCAGGGCACAGCGGGAGCGGCGGCAGGACCCCGCUGUGGUCUGCCUGCAGGGCCGGGCACGCUUUCCAGGGGUCUGUACCGGGGGGGACUGAAGGCAGUAACUCCAGCUUUUUGGCACGGGGCUGAGGUUCUGCACGGGUUUAAAGGGGAGGGAGGCGUAAGCAGCAGCGCGGAGGGAGGCCGGCGGCAUCGCUCGGGCAGGGCGCCGGUGAGUUUUGCUCCUCGCUGCCAGGCUGCCCCUGGAUGCCGCGGGGGGGCCGUGGGGGGCGCGAGGCUGCGCUGCGGGGGCCAGGCUCGGACCGGGGGUCUCAGACCGGGCACCGGGCACUGCUUUCUGUUUAGACUUUGACAGCAGCUAAAGUAGCAGAGAAGCCUUGAGGAUAGCGCUGGAGGCUGGAAACGGGGGCAAUGAUGUGCCCAGCGCAGCCCCUUCGCCUACAGCCUUUGGGGAAACCUUCUCUGCCCUGCGCCUGCAUUUUCCACACACCCGGGCCAGCCUUGCCCCUUUCCCGCGACCGCACAGCUCAUCACCACUUUCAGGGCGGCGUGGGAAAGUUUGGCAACUCCACACGCAGCUAGCGGUAGCCCUGUGGGCCCCGGCGCGGCACGCGCCAAGGGGGUUUGGCAGCAGCCUGCCUUGAGUGAGCCCCCCUGCUCGCAGGGGAAGGUGAAACGUUAAAGCAUCCUGAUCUAGAGAAACCUCCUUUGCGCCUUAGCCAAAGAGGGUUGUCAAGCCCGGUGGUGUCUGGGCUCGGGAGCGCCCUACAUCGCCCAUGAAACAAGCCCUUGAUGCCCACCGCGGCAGGCAGCGGGUGGGGAGGGAGGAGGAGGAGGGGGCGAAGGCACCGGUGGCCGAGCCCCCGAGGACAGUUUGCCGCCCGGGGGAUGAGGGUGAAGCGGACGGGGUGAGGAGUUGCGCGUCUGGUUUUAUUCAUUGCCGCGGGGCUUAGAGCAGCCUGCGCGAAGCGCGGCAGGGCCAGAUGGGCCCUGUUUGCUCUGCUAGUGUAAAUGUAAAGAGAAGUGAUAAAGAGCAGCCGGGGCAGCUCCUCACUAAGUCCCCGGUAAACAACUGAUCGGUGUCCUGGGCAAUGGGCGGUCUGCAAAUAGCAGGCGGGUUGCUGAGCAUCCAGCCUGGUGCCCUGGGAGCAAACGGAAGGGCUUUGGGGCAAAAUCCAUCCUUAACAGCUCGGCACAGCAGCGCUGGGGGAGCCUCGGUGCCGGGAGCCAGUUUGGGCUCGCCAGACGCCGCGUGCAGGGUAGGACCCGGCUGACGACGCUCCCGGCAGGUGCUUUUCCCAAGGGAAAGAAGAGGUUAGUGGGCGAAGGAGCGGAUCAGUGCCUUGGCUUGAAGCAUCCCAACCACAUCGCUCCCCAGGGCUGGUGCCGAGGGGCUGCGCACCGGCAUCUCCCGGCGCGGGGUCCUUUGCCCAGCAGCAGAGAGCAUCCUCCCAGGAGUCUCCCCACUGGCACAGCUCCUCCGCUUCGUGUUGACCUUGCUGUUAAUUAUUAAGCCCCCAGCAAACACUGUGCUCUGUUCUGUCCUAGCUACACCGCGCCUUUCUUCCCCCUGCUGCUUUUUUUGUUGUUUUUCUUUUCUUUUUUUUUUUUUUUAGCAUACUGCCCUGGUAAGCCCCGUGGGUGGAUGGGGAGGGAGCAGCGGAUGCUCCUCUGCUGCGGGAGAUGGUUUGGGGUGGCCAAGAGGAGGCCGCCCGUUGACACCCGUUGCCGGCCACGCGCGGGAGUCCCUGCCGCUCCAUCAGGAGCCGGGAGCCACACGCGGCUGCGGCUGCCCAUGGGGCAAGUCCUCUCUUAACCGAGGCAGGGGGAGCUCCCUGGGGCUCCGCAGUGGCCGAGGAUCAUCCCCAGACCUGGUCUCUGGGGGCGGGAGGGGGGAUUUAGCUCAAUGUGUUUUGCGGAUGCUGCAGGGCCAGAGCGGCGUCCCCGCGCCUCCCAUCGUGCCCCCGAAGCAGCGGCUCGCCGGUGCGGACAGCCUCCCGGCGGAGCCCAGUGCCCGCUCUGCCCGCGGCCGCGCCAUGCCGGGGCUGUACGCGCUCGCCACCUGGGCCGCCCUGCCCCUCACGAGCUCCAGCGUGAGCGCCUGCGCCAACGGCUACUCGCUGGGCACCACCGCCCGGCUCGUCUACACCAACCCCCACGAGGAGCCCGUCGAAGGCGUCUUCAUCUACCCGCUGGAGGAGUCGGAGGUGGUGGCGGCCUUCGAGGCGGUGGCGGGCAGCAGGCGGGUGACGUUCCGGAUGCAGAGCCGGCGGCAGGCGCAGGCGUGCUGCCUGCAGCGCGGCUCCGGCCCCGGCCCCGGGCGGCCCCGGUGCUGCGCUGGUGGCCACCUGGUGCUGGACGAGGCCGCGGAGCGCUGCACCUUCGCCAUCGGCACGGGCGCCCUGGGCCCCGCGGAGAGCCUGGCCGUGACCGUCAGCACCGCGCGGGAGCUGGCGACGCUGCCUGGCGGGGCGCUGCGCCUCGUCUUCCCCGCCGUGCUGACGCCCCGCGUCGCCGCCGCUGCCACCGCCGCUGCGCGCGGGCCAGCAGGCCUGUGCGACGACAGGUUGGCCCUAUGCCCCACCAGCUGCUUCGGGGGCCCCAGCGCACGGAGCGAGCCGGCGGCCGGCGUGCCCCCCCCGGAUGCCGACGUCCUCCGGGGCCAGCCCUGCAACCCCUUUCCCUACGAGUUCGCCUUUGAGCUGCUGGUGAAGGGCCCCUGCUUGCUGGCGGGCCUGGAGAGCCCGUCGCACGCGCUGCGGGCCGACGCCGACCCCUGGGCCAGCUCUGCCUCCACCGUCUGCGUCACUCUGGCGGAGCAGCACCACUACGACAGGGACGUGGAGAUCAUCCUCUACCCAUGCGAGCCCCAUCGCCCCCACCUCGUGAUGGAGGAGGGCACCAUGACGUACCAGGAGUACGAGGCGCACAUCCGGAGCCGCCGGGAUUACGCCCGGAUAGCCAGCAAGGACAGCAGCGGCGAGAGACAGGCGGCGUUUGUGCAGAAGCGCUUCCACAAGGACAUCUUCCCCAACCCCGUGCUGAUGCUGAACUUCUGCCCCGCCGCCGAGGCCGCGCCGGGCGACCUGCAGAGCGUCACCCGCGAGCUCCUCUUCCUCGUGGACCGUGGCAGCGCCAUGAGCGGCCCCGACCUCGACAGGGUCAAGGACGCCUUGCUGGUGGCUGUGAAGAGCCUCCCGCCGGGGACCCUGCUCAACAUCGCUGGCUUCGGCGCCGACGUCAAGCCGCUCUUCCCGGCCAGCCGGCUCUGCGGCAAUGACACGCUGCGGCGGGCCUGCGAGCACCUCGGCGGGUUGCGGGCCGACCCCGGCAGCAGCGACCUGCUGGCGGCCGUGAGCUGGGCGCUGGCGCAGCCCCUGCACCCCGGCUACCCCCGGCAGCUCUUCCUCCUCACCGCCACCGCCGGUGACGCGGGCCGCGUCCUGCCGCUGGUGCGCCGGCAGGCCAGCACGCUCCGGUGCUUCAGCUUCGGCCUGGGCCCGCGGGCCUGCCGGCGGCUGCUGGCCAGCAUGGCCGAGGUGAGCCGGGGCCGCGCCGAGUUCCUUGGCCCAGCGGAGAGGCUGCAGCCCAAGCUCAUCAAGGCGCUGAAGAAGGCGAUGGAGCCAGCCGUGAGCGACAUCACCGUCGACUGGUACGUCCCCGACCGCCUGGAGGCCCUGCUCUCACCCACCGAGCUCGCGGCGCUCUACCCCGGCGACCGGCUCGUCAGCUACUGCGCCCUCUACGACGUGGCCCGCUUCCGCCAGCGGCGCCCGCCGGCCCGGGGCCGGGCUCGCCGCAGCUCGGCGGUGCCCUCGCAGGAGGAGGCGCUCAGCCCGGAGCCCUCCCGAGCCACCGCCGAGUCCCGCGAGGUCUCCGCGGAGGUCUCCGCCGGCGGCACAGAGGAGUCAGAGAGGAGUGCGGAGCCCCUUUCGGGGGGGGACAUCUGGAAGCGGAUCUACCAAGCGUCAUACAUCCAGGAGCAGUACGUGCUGACGCACUGCUCGGUCAGCACCGAGCGCAGCGGGGGGCUGCUCUCCCGCAGCUCCACCAGCAGCGAGUCCACGGGCUCCCGCGACGUGGCCCCCGACGGCGUCUCGCCAGCCCCCGCCUCCAGCGGCACCUCCCAGCAGGGCCAGAAGAGCGUGUCCCUCUGCGAGUCCUCCGCCAAGUCGGCCCCGCUGCCUCAGGCACCGGCCGGCGGCAAGACCGGCUCGACCCCGCAGGUGACGGCGGCCCUGAGCACCGAGGAGCUGGCGAGGCGCAAGAAGGCGCAGGCGCGUGCUGCCCUGGCCGGCCGCAGCUUCUCCUCGCCGCACGGCGAGCUGGAUGCACACCGCCUCUGCCGGGCUCUGGAGAAGGUGUCGCAGAAGAGGAACCAGUCGCUGGAGGGGAAGCUGGAUGAGCUGGGCCCCAGGACGCAGCGGCUGCAGAGGAGCGUGGGGGAUUCGAACAACCUCCUCUCGCCGACCCACCUGGACUGGGACAUGCUGGUGGAGCCCUCCUACCUCUUCAGCGCGUCCCCGGCGUCGGAGGCGAGGGAACCCAGCUCGGGCGAUGGCAGCCUGCCCCUGCGCUGCCAAGUGGUGAUCCACGCGCUGCGAGCGGGCAAGCCUGUGUCCUGGGAAGUCACGGCCUCACUGGAAGCCCUGCUCCGGCCCCGGGACAGCACGGGCAAGGAGGAGCCGCCGCUGCGGGCCAGCAAGGCUUGGGACAACCCGCUGCACCGCUUGGCGGCCCGCUCCGUCGUCCGGGACCACGAGAAUGCGGCGCAGCGGGAAGCCGAGCUGGAGCAGGGUUUCGCCCGCCGCUUUCGCCUCAAGGCCAUGCAAACCAGCAAAGCCUGCAACGUGCCUUCCCUCUACACCUGCGCGGUGCCCGUGGACGGCGCCACGCGGGCAGCACUGCCCGCCGCCCUGGAGGUGUGCAGCACAGCCGGCUCUGCCAGCCACCAGCGAGCCGCCCCGGAGGGGGGCUGGCGCCACAGGAGCUACUCGGUGGGUUUGGGCCGGCAGCAGGACGCGGAGGAGCAGGAGGAGGAGGCGCUCGUCGCCGCAGAGCGAGACGAGAUCCCUGCGUCCCUGGCCAGCGCGUCCUCUGUGACCUCCGGCUGGGAAAAGCAGAACAGCCCUAAUGGGUCUCCAACCAGCCCCUCCACCGCCUCCACGGGCUCCCAGAAAUCCACGGAGAGCGUUGCUGGCUCCAGGUUUAACCUGAGCAGACGCAAGGGGCCCAGCCUGGCACUGCGCCCACACUGCCUCAGCCCAGAAAGCGAGAGCACCAGCAAUGAUGCCAGCCAUGAUUACCUCCCACUGGUGCAGCUGCAGCAAGCCCGGGGGCCGUUCCAGCUCACCGAGAGCUUCUCCGAAGUGGUGCAGAUCCCCUUGGACCGCCUGCGCCGGGCCUCCCCCUAUGCCUCCCACCGAGCCAGCCUCAGCCCUGUGUCCCCGGUGGCCAAGUGCAGCCCCGAGGCAGGGCCCAUCGCGGGAGGCGAGGAGCCAGCUGGCGCCCCAGAGCCCGGCUCGCCCCAGUCCCACAGCACCUGCUCUGAGGUGCCCAGCAUGGCCGUGUGGGCGCAGGCAGACAGCGGACAUGGUUCCGAGUCCGACACCGGCGCCCACUCGGCUGCCCCCUCCGAGGCCAGCAUGAACUGGCAGGACGCGGGGCCGGAAGACCUGGAAAGUGCCAGCUGGGCCACGGCCGUGGCCUUGGCAUGGCUGGAGCACCGCUGCGCUGGCUUCUUUGAGGAGUGGGAACUGGUGGCAGCCAAGGCAGACGCGUGGCUGCAGGCCCAGCGGCUGCCCGAGGGGAUGGACGUGGGCUGCCUCAAAGGGGCGGCCAGGCACUUGUUCCUGCUGCUGCGUCACUGGGAUGAGAACAUCAAGCUGAACAUGCUGUGCUACAACCCCAACAACGUGUGAUGGCUGGAGGACAGGGCCAAUAAAGACAUCUGGCUCCA
Molecule: messenger RNA, 7654 nt
Organism: Dromaius novaehollandiae (emu)
Lineage: Eukaryota; Metazoa; Chordata; Aves; Casuariiformes; Dromaiidae
Gene: VWA5B2
Product: von Willebrand factor A domain containing 5B2
Exons: 22
Coding region: 3615-7616 (1333 amino acids)
Source: RefSeq, a predicted model, not a curated record